Lucilia sericata (common green bottle fly) is the source of this 6089-nucleotide messenger RNA. RefSeq lists its product as uncharacterized. Lineage: Eukaryota; Metazoa; Arthropoda; Insecta; Diptera; Calliphoridae. Gene Ontology annotation, molecular function: actin filament binding. Gene Ontology annotation, cellular component: cytoplasm. The transcript is spliced from 15 exons. The coding region runs from base 857 to 6025 and encodes 1722 amino acids. The record is from RefSeq and is a predicted model, not a curated record. Gene Ontology annotation, biological process: actin filament bundle assembly.
UUUUCAAGUGUUCGGUUGUUUAAUGAUUAGUGUCGUUUAAUAAUUAAAAAAUCGUGGUAAAUAAUGAAGCAAAUUAAAAUAUUUUUGCAUAAAAAUGUAAAUUAAAUGUUUCUUAAUAAUUGUGUGUAAAAAUUUUGCUGGAAAAUGUUAAGUAAAUUAGUGAAAAAAGUGUUAGAAGUUUGUUUGAAAUUUCUUGCAAAUUAGAAGCGGCGUUGUGUUGCUUUAGUUUGGCCAUUCGUUGGUGCAAACACAAAAAAAAAUGUAAAAAAAUAAAGAAGAGUGUGUGGAGAGGUUGUGUAUGAGAGUAAUGCAAUUCUGCGCUGUUGUUUUUGUAAAGUUUAUUAUAUCUAAGAAGAGAAAAAAUUAAAGUGAAAAAAUCCAAAUAAAGAUGUCACAGGUUGUUGUGAAUUAAAAGUUAGUGUAAUAAGAAGAUGCAAAAAAUGGUUAAAUGAAAUCAAUUAAAAAUCAAACUAAAAUUAAAUUAGCGAAAUUAAAUUAAAAUUAAUUAGCAAAAUAACAAAAUUUAAAAGCAAUUAAAUCUUAAAUAAAAUAUAAAAAAUAUGCAAUGACGAAAAAAUAAAAAAAAUUAAAUUUAUUGAAAAAAAUCAAUUAAAAUAUGAAAAAGUUAAAAAAAGUUAUAAAAGUUUUUAUUCGCUUUAUUAAUAGUACCCCUAAUAUUACAAGAAAUACUGUAUACUGCAACAGGUAUGUCUGUAAAAAUUCGCAUAAUGAAUGGAAACGAUUGAUGCACCUUUUCCUAUAAGGCAUUUGUUAAACUGUACCUUUAUAUGCUCUACAUCUGUAAUAACCACGUAAAACUAUCCUGUAUGAAGUUCUUUGCUGAAAUUAUACCAAAAUGCGCGAUCUUAAACAAUGUUUACUAGAUCUUUUACGAUCUGGUGGUAUAUCUGUCGGUGAUAAUAAUAGCAACACAAACAAUCCACAAGCCAUGCCUACCUCAAAAAUGUCCCACAAACCAAAGAAACUUCAUGAGUACACAGCAGCCGAUUGUAAUGCCGCCUUUCUGCGUAAAUACUACGAAGUGGGUAAUAGUGGUGGCGGCUUUAGUGCCCCCAACAAUGGCAUUAUAUAUUUUAAUGAAAAUCUUACAAUGACCAGUAAAUAUGAUAUGAGACAAUUUCCCAUGAAUCGUUAUCCUUCAUGUCCUCUAAGUACAUUUAGUAAUAGUGAUGAUAGUGUCUCACCGCCAAGUUCAAAAUCUGAUAAUCAUAAUACAACCGAUGAUACGGAAAGUUGUCGUUAUGAUGAUUAUUCAUCGGAAGAGGAUCGCACAACAUUAAUUGAUUAUUGCACGCAUAAUAAUCCAGAUAAUGUGGUAGAUCCAACGCAUAUUUGUUGUGAAGCCGAUGAUGCUUUAUUAGAUUCGUUUUGUACCUUAUGCACUUCCAGUUUUAGUUAUAAUAAGUGUUGUCGUUAUUGUGACAACUCACAAUGUGGUUCGAAGUGUAAUUCAGAACGCAGCUCCCAUAUCAGUCGUCGUAGUCAACCACCACAGAAUUUACUAAACUCCACCUUACAGCGUAAUAAUGGUAACUUAAGAACAACCAAUGAUUACGCGCCACCUCAAUUAAAUGCCAGCAACCUGCAAAAUUUUAAUCAACACAAUAACAACAACACUAGUAAUAAUUGUAACAAUAACAGCAGUAACAACAACAACAACAGCAAUAAUAAUAAAAGUACGAAAAUGCAUUCCCAUCAAUUGGAUACAUAUUCCGAUUCAAUGCACUCGGGCAGUAUUUCUUCGGUGGAAAGGCCCAAUGGAGGCGCAUUAGCGCUGCAUUAUGCAGCAGCCAGAGGUUGUUUAGAUUGCGUGCAACUAUUGGUAGCAGCAUCAGCAGAUAUUUGCGCCAAUACGCAAAUGGACAAUGAUGUCACACCAGUCUACUUGGCAGCACAAGAGGGACAUUUGGAAGUUCUAAAAUUUUUAGUGCUUGAAGCUGGCGGCUCAUUAUAUGUACGAGCACGCGAUGGCAUGGCACCGAUACAUGCUGCUUCACAAAUGGGCUGUUUGGAUUGUGUCAAAUGGAUGGUGCAAGAUCAAGCGGUUGAUCCAAAUUUACGUGAUGGUGAUGGUGCUACUCCGCUACAUUUUGCAGCCUCACGUGGUCAUCUCUCGGUGGUAAGAUGGCUGUUGAAUCAUGGUGCUAAAUUAUCACUGGAUAAAUAUGGAAAAUCUCCCAUAAAUGAUGCAGCAGAAAAUCAGCAAGUGGAGUGUCUUAAUGUAUUGGUGCAGCAUGGAACAUCUGUAGAUUAUAAUGGUAGAGAAAAGAAUGCUACACAAAGACAUGGCAAAUCAACCUCAGCAAAUAGGCAACAGCAGCAACAACAUCAGCAGCAGCAGGCGCAGCAACAACAACAGCAUCAAAAUGGCAAUAACACAGCAAUGGGUCAUCACAACUCUCACAGCAGUUGCAACAAUUCCAUGAGCAGCAAACAGACCAGUCGCAGUAAUACCAUCAAAUCGAAAACAUCUUCAUCAAUGAGCUCAGAUCAGGAACCAUUCUAUUUACAUCCGCCAUCAACUAUGGGAGCACGCAGUAAAACUAACGACUCUCUCUAUACGCCCCAAUCACAACAUUCACGCAGUUCUUCGGAAAAGAUUUACAAUGGUUCAUUGGUGCCCAAUAAUGAUGGACUUUAUGUUAAUCCUAUGCGUAUGAAUGGUAUUUAUACGCCUCCUUCGCCCAGUGGCAGCAUGUCGGGUGAUUCAUUUUUCCUUCACGAUCCCCAGGAAGUGGUAUACAAUCGUGUACGUGAUUUAUUCGAUUCCGAUUCGAGCAGUGUUAAACAUUCAAAUCCCCAUAAGCAACAUCAUCAUCAAAAACAAUCCUCUUCCAGCCAUUCAACACCCAGUUCUAAUGCCUUAACCAUACAAGCUGAUGUCCAUUCUAGUUCUAGUGGAGCUGGCAGUGGUUCAGAUGAAUCCGUAUCCAUACCCUCCAGCAUGAAUUCACCCAAGGUGCAACCCCAUAGAAAUCAUAGUUUUAAUCGUCACACAUCGAAUCAUCCCCAACCCCAGUUGCCACAAAGAGACCCCUCCCAGCAACAACAGCAGAUGGCGCAACAUCACAGCAAUAACUCAAGCAAAAACUAUAGUCAGUCGCAUAUUUUGAAUAAUAAUAAAACGAAUGCCAAUGCCACAACCAACAACAGUUCCAGUAAUUUAAUGAUCCAUCAAAAUAAUCAUAAAAAUAAUAAACACAAUGGACCAAAUCAAAAGACUACAACAGCCGCAUCUAACGCCCAUGAUCAUGAUUAUGAGGACAUCUAUUUGGUAAGAGAGGAUGCCAGAAAGAAUCAACAGAAAUACAUGAUUGGACGCUCGCGCUCCAGAGAUAGUGGUUCACAUUCUAGAUCGGCUAGUGCUUCUUCAACUCGCAGCACAGAUGUGGUUCUACAAUAUAGUAAUCAUAAUCUUAACAAUAAACGUGAUAGCACUGUACUCAAUCGCAACAAAUCUCAGUCCAUUAUUGGUCUGCAUGGCAAAUAUGAUGCCGCUAUAGCACAACGUUCCAAGGACAACUACAGUGCCAAAAAUGUAAAUCUAAAGAAUCAACUAAAUAGUGGCAUUAAAAGUGACACCUAUGAAAGUGUAUGUCCACCCGAAGAUGUAGUUGAACGUACCAAACAGGCUAAUAAGAAUUCGGUAAUACGCAAUAACCUAGAGAACAAUGCUAAUGGUAGUGGUAGCUCUCACUAUGGCAGUAACACAAAAUUGGCUGGACCAAAUGCAAACAAUAUGACAGCGAAUGUAAAUAAUAGCAAUCAAAAUAUUUACAAUAGCAGCAAUAGUGUUAAUAGUAACACAUCCAGUAAUAUGAAUAAUAACAACAACAGCAGUAAUACCAUCAACAACAACAACAGUAAUAAUAAUAACAACAACAGCAACAAUAAUAACAAUAGACACUUGAAACGUGUUUCCUCAGCACCUCCAAUGCAAAAUACUCAAAUUGUUAAUGGUCCACCACCACCUCCUUUACCUCCUCCGUUACGAAUACCUUUUAAUCAAUUUCAACAGCAGCAUCAACAACAGCAAUCACAACAGCAGCAUCACCAACAGCAACAACAGCAACACCAAUCCCUUAUUUACAAUACCAACAACAACAACAAUCAAAAGAACAAUAUGAAUUCAGAACAUUCGAAUUCAUUGAAUUCUUGUCAUCGCGUUUCGAAUACUAAUUUAAAUACCGAUAAUGGUUUGGAUUCAGAUUCCGGUUUAGAAGUUGUUGAAGAACCAUCUCUUAGGCCAUCUGAGUUGGUGCGUGGUAAUCAUAAUCGCACCAUGUCAACCAUAUCAGCGAACAAGAAAGCUAAACUACUCAAUGGAGGCUCAAGCGUGCAACAAGCGACUAACACACAAACAACAACAAAUGGUGAAAUUAAUAUCAACAACAGCAACUAUCAACAUUUACAGAACGGUAACAAUGGCAGCAUUUGCAACGGCUUUAACAACAACAAUAAUAGCAACAGCAACUAUGGCAAAAAUCCAGCUCAUUAUCAGCAUUUACAACACAACGGCGGAGCCAUUGUUAGUGGCAACAGUAAUAGCGGCAACGGUCAUUCAAAUUACUCAUCUUCUACAUCUCAACAUCAUCACUACCAACAACUCCAGCAGCAGCAACACCCUCAUAUCUAUGGUUCUUCAGCCGAAGAUCAUUACGAAUUGACACAGGCUCAGUACGGUCACAACAACGUUGCAGGGAAUGCUUCCUCACGUCCCGGUGGUCCAAAUUUAGUUAACAAACAGCUAGUACUGCCAUUUGUGCCACCCAGUUUCCCAAAUAAUUCACAAGAUGGUGUUACACAUCUCAUCAAACCAUCCGAAUAUUUGAAAUCCAUUAGUGAUAAACGUUCAUGUCCAUCCUCGGCCAGGUCUACAGAUACCGAAGACUAUAUGCAAAUACAGGUAUCGAAUCAGCAUCCCAUAAGCUUUGAACCACCAAAGCCACCACCACCACCGCCAUUGCCCAUGACACCACUGACACAUCACAAUACCAUCGAUAAUAACGAAAGGAAUAACACAAACAAAUCACAAAAUAAUCAUCAUUCGCAAAAUAAUCAUCAAGAUACAGCCACACGUAAACAACAUCAACCCCUGUCAGCCAUUUCAAUACAGGAUUUAAAUAGUGUACAGCUGCGCCGCACCGAUACUCAAAAAGUACCCAAACCAUAUCAAAUGCCUGCUAGAAGUCUCAGCAUGCAGUGUCUCUCCUCCACCACAGAUACCUACUUGAAAACCGAUUUAAUUGCCGAAUUGAAAAUCUCCAAAGAUAUACCGGGCAUUAAGAAAAUGAAAGUGGAAAAGCAAAUGGCCAAUCGUAUGGAUUCCGAACAUUAUUCGGAGAUCACCAAACAAUUCACCGCCAACAAUUACGUUGAUCAAAUUUACUUACAGAUACCGGAAAAAGAUCAAGCUGGUAAUAUAAUACCAGAUUGGAAGCGACAAAUGAUGGCAAAGAAAGCGGCUGAAAAGGCCAAAAAGGAUUUCGAAGAGCGUAUGGCUAAAGAGGCAGAGAGCCGAAGACUAUCACAGAUACCACAGUGGAAACGUGAUUUGCUGGCACGCCGUGAGGAGACUGAAAAUAAAUUGAAAGCCACUAUUUACACUCCCAAAGUGGAGGAGAAUAAUCGUGUGGCUGAUACAUGGCGCCUAAAGAAUCGUGCCAUGUCCAUCGAUAACAUUUCUAUGGUUUCCUCUGCAACUGAAAUUAUAUCCAGUCACACUAAUAAAGAGAAUGCCAAUGGUUAUGCUCAAAAUGGUGCUUAUAAUGGUCAUGAUAGUAAAUCGGUGAAUGGUGACAAUUACCAGCAUAUUAAUAUGGAUUUCCAGCAGCAACAACAACAACAGCAGCAACAAUAUCAGCAACAACAAUACCAGCAGCAGCAACAGCAAUUACAACAGCACCAACAACAACAACAGCAACAGGAGGAAGAUGAACCUGAAAAUAUAAUACCAUGGCGUGCUCAAUUAAGAAAAACCAAUAGCAGACUGAGUUUAAUUUAAGGCAAAUAAAUAAUAUAAAUCCCAUUUGUGUCUUUAACGAUACAAUUUCAUUAAGCUUAUAACA